GGAAGCCACAGUGGACCCCAGAAUCGCAAACUCUGAUCGCCACAGCAGUUUCGGCGGAUCGGCGUCCAAUAGGAUGGUUGUCCACGAGUACGGUACCCGAAUCGAGACCAACGAGGGCCCCCAACUCCAACGCACGUCCACGGUCAUCCUCAUUUCUCUGCUUCUUACUUCUGCCGCCUCAUUUCUCUCCCUCGAUAUCGCCAUCGGAGAGGCAAGAAGUCAGAUUGAACCCUAAUUGACCUCUGCCUGUUAAGCCAUCUACAACUUUGCCUCACUCCAUGCAAGAUAUUCACUACGACAACGCCAAGUUCCGCCGCCGAUCCCCUCUCAAGGUGAUUACUCAAGCACUGGUCACUAGCCAUAUCAGAUAUUGCUGCAGAGGCUGUAGCACAGGAAAAUUUUUAAUGCUGUUGAUGAUCCUUGGUUUGACAUACUUGAUAACACAUAAAAGUUCUGACCAUUCUGCAUCUAACAUACAUUUGAAUAGUGCUGCAAAUGUAGGACAUAAAUAUGUCAAGGAAGGUGUUAGUAUAAUAGACAAAAUUUGGAGAAAACCUCCAAGGCUUCCUCCACAACUUCCUCCUGAUGAAGCCCAAAAUGUUAGUUCUAGUCUUGAAGAACAGAGGCUGCAUUGGUUUUCAAGGAAACAAAAAGUCAAAGAGGCAUUUGUUCAUGCUUGGUCUGGGUACAAAAACCAUGCAAUGGGUUAUGAUGAGCUUAUGCCAUUGAGUCAAAGAGGCACUGAUGGUUUGGGAGGUCUAGGUGCCACCAUAGUAGAUUCCUUGGAUACAGCCAUUAUAAUGGGUGCUGAUGAAAUUGUUUAUGAAGCAGUACCAUGGAUAGAAAAACAACUUGUGGAAAGAAUUGAAAAGAAAGGGCAGGUUAACUUGUUUGAGACAACAAUACGUGUAUUAGGUGGGCUUCUCAGUGCUUAUCAUUUAAGUCGGGGAGAUAAGGGUACCAUAAGUGAUAGUGGAAUACCUAUGACUCUUAAAGGUGUUAAAUCAGAAAUCUUUCUGGAGUUGGCAAAGACCUUAGCUGACAGGCUGUUAUCUGCCUUCGCUUCAAGUCCAACAUCAAUUCCUUUCAGUGAUGUUGUUCUCCAUGAUCAUUCUGCUCAUCCAGCUCCCGAUGGCUUAAGCAGUACCGCUGAAGUUUCGACCUUGCAACUUGAGUUUAACUACCUAAGUGAAAUUUCUGGUGAUCCCAAGUAUCGUUCAAAGGCAAUGAAGGUGUUGGAACAUAUUAGGUCUCUUCCCAAGGUGGAAGGACUGGUGCCCAUCCAUAUCAGCCCUCACUCAGGUCAGUUUAACGGAGAGAACAUUCGGCUGGGAUCUCGUGGUGAUAGCUACUAUGAAUACUUGAUUAAAGUUUGGAUUCAGCAAAAGAAUAGUGGCAAUCAGCUAAACUAUUUGUAUCAGAUGUAUGAAGAAGCAAUGAGAGGGGUGAGGCACCUUCUUGUUCGGAAGUCCAUUCCCAGAGGAUUGGUUUUUGUUGGGGAGCUGCCUCAUGGAUCUAAUGGUUCUUUCAGUCCUAAAAUGGAUCACCUGGUCUGUUUCCUACCAGGAACCCUAGCCCUUGGUGCAACAAAAGGUAUCACGAAGAAGAAAGCUAUUGAAAGAAACUUGUUGACCCCAGAUGACUUGGAGAAUUUGAAGCUUGCUGAAGAUCUAGCAAAAACAUGCUUUGAAAUGUAUGCUAUCACUUCUACGGGUCUUGCUCCUGAAAUUGCUUAUUUCCAUAUUGAGGGUGAUUCUGAAGGGGGUCUUGAUGGUGGUAACAAAAGCUCUGAGUAUAUAGAUGACAUAAUAAUCAAACACAAUGAUCGCCACAAUCUUUUGCGCCCUGAAACAGUGGAAUCAUUGUUUGUGUUGCAUCGUGUAACCGAAGAUCCAAAAUACCGAGAAUGGGGUUGGCAGAUCUUUGAGGCCUUUGAAAAAUAUACGAAGGUAGAUUCUGGUGGGUACACAUCUCUUGAUGAUGUCACACUAAUUCCUCCUCCUAGACGAGACAAAAUGGAGACAUUCUUUUUAGGUGAAACCUUGAAGUAUCUAUAUUUGUUGUUUGGAGACGAGAAUGUUAUUCCUUUAGAUAAAUUCGUAUUCAACACAGAGGCCCAUCCUCUUCCAAUUAUUUGGUCAAAAUAUUCAGCCUAGAACUCCAGCAACUGAUUACAAUUUGAGAACACAAGCUUGAGGAACUUCGAGUUACUGGGGCUUGAAGAAACUCAAAUGCUACCUUGUGCAUUCCCAAGAUGAACAACUUUGGAUGCAGGGUUUAUGCAACUUCUGGCACUGUAAAGAUGUAGCAGGCUCUGUAAAGAUGUAGCAUGAGUUCCAACGUCGAAUCUCUUUAUACACCAAGUAUCGGCUGAAGGAGGGUUCUAAGGCCAAAAUUGCCCUCUGUAAAUGUUCAGAGUUGUCCUGUUAGGAAUUGUUUUGUUUUUAGAUGUUCAUGCCCAACUACUAGUCGGAUGCUUUUGAUUUAUGGUUAUUGUUCAAGGUGAAGACAUAAUUUAAUUGGAAAAUACACCAUGUUAUGUUCUUUAGCCAAGUGAGUUUCCCUUUUGGCUAUAUAUUGGUACAUUGGGGGGUACUGUGGUGACUAAGAGAAAUGAUGCUUGAUUUUAAUAAUAGAAGGUUUCAGUAUAACAUUUGGUUGUCUGUAAUUGGAUGACAAUUUUUUUUCUUAUCUCAGGUUAGUCAUACUUGCAAAAGAGUUACCAUCCUAAUGAAUUUAUGAUACGAAACAUAUUUACAUUGGUGUUAAGUAAAAUAUUGGAUUUUUUUUGUCGAAUUAGGUAUGUGGCCGGUGUUAAAUAAAUAGGUGAUGGGGCUGUUCUUGUCUUUUUUUUCUUUUCUUUUCACUUUUGGGCCUUGGAUUGGGCCGAAUCUUCGAAUACGGAUCUUUAUAUACAAAUCGCCAGUCUCACGAAUCUCAAAGUUAUAGCAUGAGGAACACCAGGAGCGACUCCAGCGUCGUCCGUGUUAUUUAGCCGAGGUCCUCUCGAGUCUCGACUCUUUACCGGUGGCGAAAGCGAGUCAGUUUCUAUCUCCAUGGCUUCAUCUCCGGCGGCCGUCAGGGAACUCCAGCAGGAUCUCGAGAGUCAGGCCAACGCCCUCAGCAAGAUCCAAAAAGGCGCGCACGCACACACACACGCGCUCUGUGAGUGCGUGUGUGUGUGUUAUCUCCCUUUUUGAUCCCUUCUCUCGCGUUCUACGCCUCACCUGUGCUUCCAUUCUCCGCUACAGACAUCGCCAAGAAUCACCAAGUCCGGAAGCAGUACACCAUCCAGCUCGGCGAGAACGAACUUGUCCUCACGGAUAUAGCGGAGGCUAACGCCAACGUGCGCAAAAGGAUCGAAUACAUCUCGGUUGAACUUAAGCGGCUCGAUGGGACACUUCAGGAUUCAGAAGACAAGCAGAACAGCAAGAAGGAAUCGGUCUUACAAUUACAACAGAAGAUUCAAACUCUGCAGGCUGGAAAAUCCAAAUCCUAGCUUCAUUUUGUCAGGACUGUCCAGUCAUUCUACUUGCAUUCAUCCAGUGUAUGCAGGUGUCGCACAAUUGUCAGAACAGUUGCUGUGAUGGGGCUGCCACCACCUCACCGAUCAACCAACAGAGGAGGAUUAUGAGUUCAGGAAAUAAAGCCAUACAAAUGUUGGCUCGCCAAGAAGUAGCGGACCAAUUUCUGCCCCUGAUUCCCGGGCCAGAAAGAGACGAGAGACACGCGAAGCACGGAAUUAGGAUUGGCGAAUGGGUAGAUCCUCCCACCCGCCGUCCAUGCUCAUGCCGUAAGCAAAUCUAUUGCUUCUGUCCAUUUUCAGUCUUAUUCUCGUGUUUUCGACCAAAACAGUCUCUUUGGCAUCCAAAUUGCCGUAAGCACGAUACUGUAUUUGUCGUCGUAUUGUCGUUAAUUAGCUCUUCCAUCCU
Musa acuminata AAA Group (dessert banana) is the source of this 3932-nucleotide messenger RNA. Its product is annotated as mannosyl-oligosaccharide 1,2-alpha-mannosidase MNS3-like. The transcript is spliced from 11 exons. Gene Ontology annotation, biological process: mannose trimming involved in glycoprotein ERAD pathway; carbohydrate metabolic process. Gene Ontology annotation, molecular function: mannosyl-oligosaccharide 1,2-alpha-mannosidase activity; calcium ion binding. Gene Ontology annotation, cellular component: endoplasmic reticulum; membrane; endosome. Bases 279 to 2156 code for a protein of 625 amino acids. The record is from RefSeq and is a predicted model, not a curated record. NCBI's taxonomy places the organism in Eukaryota, Viridiplantae, Streptophyta, Magnoliopsida, Zingiberales, Musaceae.